UAAAAUUUAAUUAUGUAAUAGUUAUAGGAGAAGAAUUAAAAGGAGCAAAUAAUAAAACUAUUAUAAAAAACAAAAAUUUUUUUUUUUAUAUUUCUAAUUUAUAUAUUUUAUUAAAUUAUGGUUAACUUAAAGGAUGAAAAAAUGAAUUCCAACAAUAGGAUAGAUUCCGAUAAGUUUGAAAACCGAACUUCUCGUUACGCCAAUCAUUCUAAGCACGGCUCAAUUAUUCCGAAUGGAAACAAAAAUUCUUUGGAGAACCGUAACGGUAAAAACGCGAAUGAUUAUAUUCAUCGCGGAGGUAAGGCGCGCGUUAAAGAUGAAGGAAAUCAGUUGUUCACGUGUCGGGUUCAAUUUUUAGACGAUUUAGAUCCAUUCAAUUCUUCCCCUUCCGGUUAUACUACCAUAAUGACCCCUGAGCCCCUGAGACCUCUUAUGUAUUCCUUUUUCCUACAGAUUCCGCUUAACAAUCAAAUUCCGAGUUUGCACAAAUUUUUAAAAGCACCUCAUAAGAUCAAAGAUUGCGCCUUGCAAUUGUACAAACUAAAUAACCAUACAAACAAUUUGAACGGUAAGGAUAUGAACAGUAAUUAUCCACAAAACAAAUCGGAGAUUCUAUACAAUAAUUUAAAGCGACAGUUUUUGUCGGAAGAUAGUGAUAGAUUCGACGAACCGAAAGGAGUCAAUUCCAACGCAUCCGGAGAAUUAGGACAUUAUUUAGAUUUAGAUUCGACUCUAGAUGAACAAAUAGAAGAUUUGCAAUGCCUGGAAGAUGAAUCUGGUUCGUUGGUAUUAAGAACAAGCAUCACUGUUAGAGUUCAUCAUAUUGUAGAAAAACUUUUGAAUUCAACGGGUCGACAGUUGAGACGCGGUUUGUUUUCUCUCAAACAAUUAUUUCAGGAUGACAAAGAUUUGGUUCACGAAUUUAUACUGAACGAUGGCUUGUCAUGUCUCAUAAAGAUAGGCAUGGAGGGUGAUCAAAAUCAUCAGAAUUACAUAUUGAGAGCUAUAAGUCAAAUAAUGUUGUACGUUGAUGGUAUGGACGGCAUAAAAACACACAACGAAACAUUACAAUGGUUGUACUCUCUACUAUCUUCCAAAUUUCGCCUAGUCAUAAAAACCGCUCUAAAGUUGAUAUUAGUAUUUUUGGAGUACAGGGAAGAAAAUUCGUACCCUUUUCUCAACUCCGUCUACAAAGUUCAACCUGAUCAACCUUUAAAACUGAUGAUUGAAUUAUUGGACGAUAAAGAACUUCUGAAUGAUUCCGAAAUACUGAUACAUUCUAUAACAAUUAUCAAUCGAGUUUUGACUCAACUCUCACCCAAAAAACUCGAGAAGUAUCGUAAUUUUGGUGCCAAAAUACCCGUUACUUACAACGAAUUGAUUAAAAGCGUCGAAAGAUCGAAUUUGAACCAAAUCGUUAAACGUUACCUAAAUCGGGUUGCUCAAAGCGGCAAUUACAACAAUGGAUUCGAUAAUGAUUUUAUCGAACAGCUCAACAGAUACAUUACUCUAUCCAAACUCUCCGAUCUAUCUUCGCUUGCGGAUCAACGAUUUUGUGAAGGCAAACAAACCACAAAUCACAAUAAUUUAAAUGGCAACGUCAAAAGAGACAAUACGUCCGAAUAUAAAAAACGGUUUUCGGAAUGCAACAUAUCAACCCCGGAUAUGGUAGACAAUAGAAGUCCUGUCAAUCAUUCAACUAUAAAAUACAACGGCCAUGACAACUCCGUUUAUCAAAAUAGUGGAAAUGCUUUCAAUACAAAUUAUACGGACAAUAUGACACUAUCGUCCUCUUCAACCUCAUCUUACAACUCUUGUAAUUCUUUUGCUAAUAGAAAUAAGGCAUUAACAGGUAGCCUUAACUCUAACGACAUCACAACUUGGCCCAAAAAGCACUACAUUUCUAACUCAAUGAAUUCGAGCCAGGAUUCUCAGGAUAAUUUAUACGAUACAACAGGGGUUAAUAAAGACAACAACUCUAAUACUAAUAAAAUGCUAUUUUCGUGGAGGGAUAAGUUUAAGAGAUCCGAUUUAAUAACGGACAAAAAAAUCGAAGAGAUACCCGAAAAUGGCCUGUUAAGCAAUUCCAAAAAUAAUCCUAGCACCAUCUGCACCCAAAGUAACUGCCUCACUCAGGGUAGCAAUAAUAAAACAUCACUAUUCAGUAAUGGCUACGCGACCCUAAACGAGGAUUACUACGAUGACUGUUACUUGAAACAGAUACCCACCGCUAAACCCAGUAGCGGUCCAACGCCCUCUUCCGCCAGGUCAAAAUUUCAAUACCUAGAGUCCAUAAACAACAGCUGCAAAACGAAAAAUAUCAAGAAUAGCGUGAGCCCCAUCGGUAAUGGUCACGAGAACAAGCGACUCUACGUGUAUCAAAAUAGUCGGAGCGACGUAAAAAAUUCGUCCAGCAUCACGAACAAUCUUCUCAGCAAAAAUAAUCCGGAUUUCUGUCGCAAGGACGAUAAUUCCAAUAAAGCUGUGUGCAAGAAGAGCCAAAUGUUGGACAAUAUUUACAGGAAUUCGAACACGCGAGAACAAUACGUUCAAUCGGUUCCGGAGGCGUCUCCCGCUACGGCUAAAUUAAAUGAACCAAAAUUUACUAAUGGUAGCGCUGUAACUCGAACACCCAACAUUGGUAAUAAUAAUAAUAAUAACAAAUUCGUAUAUCCGAGUAAAGAUGGCGUAAAAAAUACUUGCCACUCAAAUAAUAUCGGCAAUAAUCAAUCGUAUAAUGACAGAAUAAUGACGGACGAUAAAUUCAAAAACGAGUCAAACACCGUCAGUUAUGGUUACUCACCAAAUAGAUCUAACUUUAAGGAGCAAAGUAUUCAGUCCCAUCCAGGUGUAAACUACCAGCCGCCUAAAAUAACCGUGAAUUCUAUGAACGGAUCUGUAUCACUACACGAUAAUAUGAUCAAUUUGCCUUCCAAAAUGGUACCCUCAUUCCUUUCCAGUAAUGUAGGAGACACUCCCUCGUUCAACAUUGCGAGAACAUCUGCCGACAACGUUGAUAACUUCGCCAAAUCUCCCGGUGGCUAUAAUUUAGGGUCUAACCAUAAAUCGGCAAACGAUAAUUGCGGCCAAUUUAGAUCCAACAUCGAGUCAAUCAUUACUACGAACGCCUUAGCUCCCGAUGGCGAGGAUUCCCAAAAAUAUAAAUCUGAAAGUCAAAUGGAAUGGGAGAGACUGCUGAAGAAUUUGAAAAGACCCCUACAAAUUUCCGACCUUGAUUUUAGCGAUCUCACGCCAGAGGAUGAUAUAGAUAUUUACUAUAACGAUCAGAAAAACAAUGUCGCUAAUACUAAUAAUCUAAAUGGCGUCGGUAGUAACUCCAUUAGACAAGCACCGCCUACGUUAUUGGUGACCGCCCCACCUCCGCCACCCCUUCCAUUUAAUUUAAAUUUAAAAAAUGACGGUGCCUUCGAUCGAAAUAAUACACCGCCGGCUGUUCCACCACCCCCGCCGCCUUUAAUGAAAAACCCGUUAAGCAAGACCCUGUCAUCUUCCACUAUGUGUUUAUCAUCGACCGAUAAAUCCUCCCACAAUCAAAAUAUUCGCAAAACUCUGAGAUUAUUCUGGAAAGAGCUAAAGAUUCCAGAUAAUCAUAGAACCACUUCCAACAACUAUCAAUACAAUUCUCCCCUAAAGUCCGACCAAUCAAUAUGGACCAGUUUAAGGCCCGUGAAGUUGGAUUUCGACAAAUUAGAAUACCUCUUUGAAACUAGAGCGAAAGAACCGUUACCCAAGAAUAAAAGUGACAACAAGCGUGGGCAAAUCAUAGUCUUAGAUUCGAAAAGAUCUAAUGCAAUAAACAUCGGGAUGACAAAAUUACCACCCGCCAGAGCUAUCAAGGCUGCCGUAUUAAAAAUGGAUAACUCCAUCAUGAACAGGGACGGAAUUGAAAAAUUGUUGUCUAUUAUGAUACCGACGGAAGAAGAGAAACAAAAAAUACUGGAUGCCCAGAUGGCUCACCCAGAACUACCCUUGGGAACCGCCGAGCAAUUUCUUCUGACCCUAUCCUCCAUUUCCGAAUUAAAAGCUCGUUUAAAGCUCUGGGCUUUCAAAUCGGAUUACGAAGGAAUGGAAAGGGAUAUAGCGGAACCGUUAAUGGACCUAAAAAAUGGUCUGAAAGAAGUGGAAGAGAAUAAAACACUUAAUUACGUUUUGUCGGUCAUUUUGUCAAUCGGAAAUUUUUUGAACGGGACUCAAUGCAAAGGAUUUCACAUCGAUUAUUUAUCCAAAAUUCCGGAGAUAAAGGACACCGUACAAAAACAAAAUUUAUUGCAUCACGUAUGUGAUCACGUCAUGGAUAGAUACCCGGACUCGACCGAUAUGUAUUCGGAAAUGGGAAAUUUAGUCAGAUCCUCUAGGGUGGAUUUUGACGAUUUGACCAAUAAUUUAGAAAAAACGGAACAUCUUUGCAAGGAAUCUUGGGACAAUCUAAGAGCCGUUAUUAAAUACGAGACUGGGCCAGUUUUAAAGAUCAGAAUGUCAGAGUUUAUUAACGACUGCGCUCAAAGGAUCAUGGUGCUAAAAAUUGUGCAUAGACGUUUAAAUAACAGAUAUAAACGAACACUGAGAUAUUUUGGCAUAACGGGUAAUUCCGUGGAUUCGUUGAAGAUCACGAUCUUCUGCAGAAUCUUCACCGAUUUUGCCUUGGAAUAUAAAACGGCGCGAGAAAAAUUGGUGGAAAAUGUUAAAAAGAAGCAAAAGCACAAGGAGAGGAACAUGACGAGAGGAAAGAUGAUCAUAGAUUCCAUCAAACGGAGUAUCCCUAGCUCUCUUUUAGAUAAAAAUAACAACAAGACCCAUAACGAUAAUGAUCGCGCAUACGCGAAAAACAACCAAUCAGCUAACGUUAAUAAUAAUAAUAUAAGCAAAUCUAAAUUCAGCCUGAAAAAUUUUAUAACAAAUACUAAACCCGAUAGCGAUAUUCACAAAGCAACGAAUGGGCAACUUUAUAAUUACCAACAAAAUUUAAGCGCAGAUAGAGCUUUGCAAAAUAUCUUAUUGUCUCCAAACAGCAAAUUUAAUGGUCUUACAAGUACUUCUUCUAUCCCGUCGAGGUCAAUGCAAGGACCCUCUAGAAGUGGAACGAAUAAUUCGUGCCAAGGAAACGCGUCAAGAAAAUCGGAGCCAUUCUACCAAAGACAAAAUGUUACGAAUGGAAGUCGUUUGGGAAGCAAAGCUGGUAGCAACAAUAAGCUAAAUAAUAAUGGCGAGGAACUUUACACGGAUGACGAGAUAUUGGAAUCGUUAAUUAGUUCAUCGUCGAAUUUUACCAAUAGUAGAGCUAAUCCAGCUAGACGUUCGUUAAACACUCACGCCAGAAUUCGAUAAUAUUUUACAAAUUUGUAUUUUUUUAAAAAAAAUUGACAAGCAUAAAGCAUCACCACAUCCCAGUAUUAGAAGAAUUUUUUUUUUUAGAAAAAUUCACCCUUUUAUUUUUAGAUAUAUUUUAUAUUCAUUUUCAAAAAAAUAAACUAAUAUUAUGUAUAUAAUAUAACUCUAAAAAAAAUUAUUUAAAAAGGAUAAAACAUAAAUUAUUUUAUUAUGAUAAAGUAUUCGUAGCUAUAAUAACCCGUUUAAAUAUUUUUAAAUUAUAACACAUACAAUUUAUAUUAUAUUAUAUAUAUAUUUUAUUUUUAAAAAGUCAAUCACACAAUAAUAAUAGUUAUUAUAUAUCUCUUUCUAUUCUGGUCAUAAUAAAAAAAAAACUUCGAUUAUUGUCAAAAAUUAUAUAUAUAAUAUUAAUUAGUACAUAUUUAACUUAUUAUUUU
Gordionus sp. m RMFG-2023 is the source of this 5786-nucleotide messenger RNA. Its product is annotated as FH1/FH2 domain-containing protein 3-like. Gene Ontology annotation, cellular component: cytoplasm; cytoskeleton. Gene Ontology annotation, biological process: cortical actin cytoskeleton organization. Gene Ontology annotation, molecular function: actin filament binding. The record is from RefSeq and is a predicted model, not a curated record. Lineage: Eukaryota; Metazoa; Nematomorpha; Gordioida; Chordodea; Parachordodidae. The transcript is spliced from 24 exons. The coding region runs from base 118 to 5346 and encodes 1742 amino acids.